Molecule: messenger RNA, 1712 nt
Organism: Aspergillus brunneoviolaceus CBS 621.78
Lineage: Eukaryota; Fungi; Ascomycota; Eurotiomycetes; Eurotiales; Aspergillaceae
Product: MFS general substrate transporter
Exons: 5
Coding region: 118-1608 (496 amino acids)
Biological process (GO): transmembrane transport
Cellular component (GO): membrane
Molecular function (GO): transmembrane transporter activity
Source: RefSeq, a predicted model, not a curated record
AGCGUCCUAUGCUCCAGUCACUCUGGUCAAUGGGGUUAUCCUAUACGCGGGAAUUUUACUACUGCCCUUUUCUGCUCAAUCUACCAUUCAAACUGACGCUGAAGAUAGUCGGGCACCAUGUCCAAGAGCCUUGCAGACCAUGUCGAGGAUAUUGCCAAUCAACCUAUCCAGAAGGGCAAACCGGAUAUAUCAAAAGAGUAUCGAGACCCCAACUCCAUCGACCCAGUAGUACGGGCGAGGGUGGUGCGGAAGAUCGAUUGCUUCGUGAUUCCCUUCAUCUGCAUCACUUACCUGAUCACGUACAUAGACAAGGCGAUGCUGGGAUAUGCAGCUGUCUUCGGGUUGAAAGAAGAUCUGCACCUGAAGGGAGAUGAGUAUAGCUGGCUAGCGAGUAUGUUCUAUUUCGGAUACUUAGCGUUCGAAUCUCCAUCGAGUCUGGUGAUGCAGAAGCUUUCAGUGCCGAAAUGGCUCGCAGCGAAUAUAAUCAUUUGGGGUGGGAUCACAAUGGCUCUCGCAGCAUGCCAUGGGUUCCAGAGCUUUUUGGCCCUGCGGUUCCUGCUAGGAGGCUUGGAAUCGUGCUCCACUCCGGCCUACCUUCUGAUCACGGCUACUUGGUAUACGAUCGAAGAGCAGCCCAUUAGGAUCGGAUGGUGGUCGACCUUUCUGGGCGUAGCCAACUCCUUUGGUGGUCUGUUAGCGUUCCUGAUCGGGCAUAUCCACGGCUCUCUCGCGUCCUGGCAGUACCAGUUCAUCAUUCUUGGCGCAGUCUCGGUGGGAUGGGGAGCCUUCAUGAUGUUCACGCUGGCAGACGGGCCGUAUGAUGCUUCGUGGCUGAGCGAAGAAGAAAAGCAAGUUGUGGUCAGGCGCCUUGGUCCCGCCCAUUCGGGGGAGCCUGUGCACGAGAUUAAGCGGUAUCAGAUCUGGGAAGCACUGACUGACCCCAAGACGUGGCUGUUCUUUCUCUGCGGCGUGUGCACCCAGGUCGUGAACGGGGCCGCCAGCAACUUCGGUAGCCUGAUCAUCGAGGGAUUCGGGUACUCAAACCUCGUGACGACCCUCUUCCAGAUCCCGUACGGGAUGGUCAUUCUCGUCUCCAACGUCUCCGCGAUGUAUCUCCAGCGCUGGCUGCCCGGCCAGAAACGCUGCCUCGUGGCUUGUCUCUACGUGUGUCCGGCCGUGGCAGGGGCAGUGGGACUGCAUACGAUAACCAGGACGCAUUCCAUGGCGUUGCUGGUGUGUUACUGGUUGACGAGUACAUACACCGCCUCGUUCGCGAUGAUCAUGUCGCUCAUCACGGCCAACACGGCGGGCGCAACGAAACGGUCGACGGUCAACGCCGUUUUCUUUAUCGCGUACUGCGUGGGGAACAUUGUGGGUCCGUUCAGCUUCAAGAGUAACGAGGCACCGGCGUAUACGUCGGGCAUUGUGACGAUGCUAGUGGCGUACUGUGUGGAGAUUGUCCUCCUGCUUGUCUUUGCGGCUUACAUGGCGUGGCUCAACAAGCGUAGGGAUACGGUCGUGGCUGCUGAGGGAGUGCGGUUAGAUGAUGCUGCGGAGCAGGUGGAUUUGACGGAUAAGGAGAAUAUGUACUUUCGGUACUCUUAUUAGCUAUAGGGUCCGAUUGUUCUUAUGGGCUAAGGAGAAUGGUCGUGUCUCAUAUAAGUGAGGUAUUCCUGUUGGGUUGGAGGAGGAGAAGCGUGCGCAUAGUAGAA